AAAUAAAUUUCCUUUACAGAUAUAAAAAACACAAGGAGCAAGCGAUACAACAGUACGGCACGUUGAGCCUGAGUAUGCCUCCACCACGGCCGCCGUCGGGCUACGAGUCCAGUGAAGAUGAACCGGCGCCGAGAUAUGAGACACAGGUUCUAAACAUGGCGGUGGAUGACGCUGACCUGCAAUUGGACUUCAGUCCAAACAACCACGCGUUCAACAUACACAGCGUCCAAUACUUGUCUAAAGACAACGGUGAACGAAGUCCCACCCUAUCAGAAACGGCGACAACCGCCCGCGCAUCAAGCGUCAAUGAAAAUGGCACACUGAACAACCUACACCACAGCCAAAUGUUCGACCCUAUCGCGAACAACGCAUCCAUUGCGCGGAACACACAAACUCUCAACCGGCGGAUGCCCAACACACAAGCGCUGAACAACGCACUCGGGACGUUACCGCGAGUGAACAAUAAUAACGUUGGUGGAGGACUAUUAGCCGCAACGUUAGGAAGAAAGAUCAACGGGAAUAAUCAUAAAAAGAAAACGCAGCCUAUUAUGGCGUAUGAUGAAAUUCCUGGUAUGCAGAGAGCAUCGGAUAAUGACAACGUGACAUUUGGUAAAAGGAAUUUUACAGGAUACGGAUAUGACCAACACGUGGAAACCACCACGGAGCUAUAGCAACUACAACUAUACUAGUGUGAAGUGUGAACAUAGUGCACGAUGUGAUACCGUCCGCGGACAUUACUUAUCAUAAUAAAAUGUGUUCAACGAAUUGUCUAUGGUUGACGGACUGAAAUAAGCAAGCGUUAGUUGGCACUUGGGGUUGAGUACUUGAUCACUUUAUCCGAUUUGAAAAAGGAGGUUGCUCUCUUCUUUCUUUAAAAAAACUUUUGUUAAGAACUGUCAUUUACACCAAUUACAAAAAGAAAUGAAAGAGCCAGCGCGAUGGAAUAAAGCUUGAAUUAGUAAGAAGCCCACGCCCAACUGUGGGACCAUACAUCAUACGGAGCUGUUAAAA
This is a messenger RNA of Manduca sexta (tobacco hornworm), 1011 nucleotides long. Its product is annotated as cadherin-99C-like. The transcript is spliced from 4 exons. Lineage: Eukaryota; Metazoa; Arthropoda; Insecta; Lepidoptera; Sphingidae. The record is from RefSeq and is a predicted model, not a curated record. Bases 75 to 671 code for a protein of 198 amino acids.